This is a messenger RNA of Drosophila rhopaloa, 680 nucleotides long. RefSeq lists its product as uncharacterized. Lineage: Eukaryota; Metazoa; Arthropoda; Insecta; Diptera; Drosophilidae. Bases 1 to 597 code for a protein of 198 amino acids. The record is from RefSeq and is a predicted model, not a curated record. The transcript is spliced from 3 exons.
AUGUUUAAAAUUCUGCUAGUGGUGGCUGUGGACUUGGCCAUUGUUUGGGCCACGGACUACGACUUGCACAUCGAGGAUCCCGAAGUGUACUCGCCGUGUACUGAUGGUCCGCCCGGUUCGAUUAGCAUCCCCGAAGCCUUCGACAUGACUCACAUGGUGUUCUAUCAGGACGAAGAAGGCAUUCAUAUUUCGGGGAACUACACAGUCAAAUGGGACUUACCUCGCACCGAUCGCAUUUCCGCCACAUUUAAAGUAAUGUAUUUUAACCGAGGAUCCUGGGAACCGACUAUUUUAAGCCAGGUUACGACGAACCUCUGUGCCGUCAUGUUUGACAAAAAUCAAUACUGGUACAAAUACUGGUUUCAACACAUUGUGAACAAAGAGGAUUUAAAGAAGAAUUGCAUUACAACAAAAGAUUCCGUGGCGGUGCUUAAUCCGUUUAUAAUGCUGCUACGCUUAAAUAACAUUAAUGGCACUUCCUUUCGCGGACGCUAUAAAGUGGUGUUCCUCUUGGAAGCUUUCGAUGAAAAGAACAAAAGGCGACCAACGUCCGUGUGCUUCGAGUUCAGAGGCGAGGUUGAGAAGGUAAAAAAGUAAACAGACUAUGUACCAAAAUAAACUCCGAAUUGAGAAUUAAAGCUGUUUUGAAUAAAUUUCGAUGUAUUGAAUGAGAAAAAAUA